Messenger RNA from Spodoptera litura, 5984 nucleotides. It is a transcript of the gene Fs(2)Ket, whose product is annotated as Importin subunit beta Fs(2)Ket. NCBI's taxonomy places the organism in Eukaryota, Metazoa, Arthropoda, Insecta, Lepidoptera, Noctuidae. The record is from RefSeq and is a predicted model, not a curated record. Gene Ontology annotation, molecular function: small GTPase binding. Gene Ontology annotation, biological process: protein import into nucleus.
AUCUGUCUAAACUCUAUGGUAACUACAAAUUAACAUGAAAAAAAAGCAUCUGAAUUCACCAACUAUAUAGGUUUAUAAAAAUAAAAUAGUCUACUCAUAAGGGGUCAAAAUAAGAGAUGAUAAUAUAUAUGUAUAAGUAAAAUAAUCAAAGUUUUGAUUAUUUUAGACAAGGGUCUUAAACACUUUUUAAUACCUUGCGUAAAUGAAAUAAAUAUGUGUUUCAGGAAUUUAGAAAAUUUUACUUGUAAGGGAAUAGAGGUUGAAAGUUUGUAUGAGACUUGCAUAACUUUUUAUCUGAGGAACCCUAAAUUUUUUAUUUAUACCAAUAAUUUAAGAGAAGUACAUAUAUUAUAUAUUGAGACCUUUAGAGAUAAAAUAAGGGUUGGAAAAUAAUUUAUUUUCAUGUAAGCAAGGAAGGAACGUACGCUUAGAAGUAAGAUCUAUUUUGAUGGACUAAAAGUUUUUGUCACUAUUUACCUACUAGGCUUCCACCCAAAUAAUAUGUGACAACUGACAACAUUGACUGUGUAAUUAUGUUUUUUACAACUAGUAACAUUUUAUCAAUGAGUGUUCUUCCGUCGGUGGUGUGCCGGUUUCUAAUUUUUACAUUUUCCCGUUUUAUUAUCUAAAGUUUUGAAGAAACAGUGUGAACAAUGCAUACAGAAACGACAUUAACACUUAUACAAAUAUUAGAAAAGACUGUAUCACCAGAUCGAAAUGAAUUGGAAGCUGCAGAAACCUACCUUGACCAUGCAGCUGUUACCAAUUUUACAACAUUUAUCAAAAUGUUGUCUGAUGUCCUGGUUGCGGGAGGAAACAGUCAGGUGGCUAGGAUGGCUGCAGGUUUACAGCUGAAAAACCACCUUACCUCUAAGGAUCCUACACUAAAACAACAGUACCAACAAAGGUGGCUAGCUCUUCCUGAGGACAUCAGAUUAUAUAUUAAGAAAAAUAUUCUAACAGCAAUUGGAACUGAGAAUAGCAGGCCUAGCUCAGCUGCUCAAUGUGUAGCCUAUGUAGCAGUGGCAGAACUUCCUGUAGGACAGUGGAAUGAUCUGAUACCCAUCCUUGUAGAAAAUGUUGUUAAUGCUCAAUCUACAGAACUUAAAAAAGAAGCAACAUUAGAAGCAAUUGGUUACAUCUGUCAAGAAAUUGAUGCAGAGGUCUUGACGGAACAAAGCAACCCCAUUUUAACCGCUAUCAUUCAUGGAAUGAGAUCUAUUGAAACCAGCAACCAUGUUCGUCUUGCUGCCACCCAAGCUUUACUAAAUUCAUUAGAAUUUACAAAAGCCAACUUUGAUAAAGAAAAUGAAAGGAAUUUCAUAAUGGAAGUUGUAUGUGAAGCCACACAAUCAAGUGACAUGAGAAUUAGUGUUGCAGCUCUUCAAUGCUUAGUCAAAAUUCUCUCUUUGUACUACCAAUAUAUGGAACCUUAUAUGGGUCAAGCACUAUUUCCAAUCACUUUAGAAGCUAUGAAAUCUGAUGUUGAUGAAAUUUCACUUCAAGGCAUUGAAUUUUGGUCUAAUGUUAGUGAUGAAGAAAUUGAUCUUGCAAUUGAAGAAGUGGAGGCAGCUGAAGCAGGACGACCACCAGCUCGUACUUCAAGAUUUUAUGCUCGAGGUGCCUUGCAAUACCUUGCACCUGUCCUUAUGCAAAAAUUAACCAAACAAGAUGAUACAGAAGAUGAAUUAGAAUGGAAUCCAUCUAAAGCUGCAUCCGUUUGUCUCAUGCUUUUAUCAAACUGCUGUGAAGAUGAAGUUGUUCCCCAUGUACUACCCUUCAUCAAUUCUAAUAUUAAAAACGAAAAUUGGAGGUAUAGAGAAGCUGCUUUGAUGGCCUUUGGUUCAAUUCUUGGUGGACUUGAAGCAAAUACUCUGAAGCCAUUAGUGGAAAAGGCUAUGCCAACUCUAAUCGAAGCCAUGUAUGACUCUAGUGUGGCUGUGCGAGACACAGCUGCUUGGACAUUUGGAAGAAUUUGUGAAAUAGUUCCUGAAGCUGCUAUUAACGAAACCUAUCUGAAACCACUUUUGGAAAGUCUUGUCAAUGGACUGAAAGCAGAGCCACGUGUAGCUGCUAAUGUUUGCUGGGCUUUUACAGGACUGGCAGAAGCUGCCUAUGAAGCAGCUGAUUGUGGAGAUUCCAAUCAACCUAAAACCUAUUGCAUGUCAAAAUACUUUGAUUUUAUUGUUCAGCGGCUUCUUGAAACUACUGAUCGCCAAGAUGCAGCACAACAUAAUUUGAGAUCAGCUGCAUAUGAGGCUCUUAUGGAAAUGGUCAAGAACUCUCCCACUGAUUGUUAUGUAACAGUGCAAAAAACAACUAUGGUUAUUUUGGAGAGACUCCAACAAGUAUUACAAAUGGAGAACCAUAUCUCCAGUCAAGCUGAUCGUUCACAAUUUAAUGAUCUCCAGAGUCUGUUGUGCGCUACACUGCAGUCUGUACUCCGCAAGGUAACUCCAGAAGAUGCCCCACAAAUAUCAGAUGCAAUAAUGACUGCUCUGUUGACUAUGUUUGCUGGCAAUGCGGGAAAAGCUGGUGGAGUUCAAGAAGAUGCUUUGAUGGCAGUCUCAACACUGGUUGAGGUGUUAGGAGAAGGCUUCCUUAAAUACAUGGAUGCUUUUAAGCGAUAUCUAUAUGUUGGGCUCAAAAAUCAUCAAGAAUAUCAAGUUUGCAUAGCAGCUGUUGGACUCACUGGGGACAUCUGUCGCGCAUUGAAAAGUAAAGUGCUGCCAUACUGUGACGAAAUUAUAGUGUUGUUAUUGGAAAAUCUUGGAGAUCCAUCAAUUCAUCGAUCUGUAAAACCACAGAUUUUAUCUGUGUUUGGAGAUAUUGCCCUAAGCAUUGGUCCCGACUUUGCUAAGUACUUUGAUGUGGUGAUGCAAAUGUUGUUGCAGGCCAGCAAUGCUCAAGUAGAUCGUAAUGAUUACGAUAUGGUCGAAUAUUUAGGUGAGCUUCGCGAAAGUGUGCUGGAGGCUUAUACUGGCAUAAUCCAAGGCUUGAAAGGUUCUACUGGUGAGGUGAGAUCGGAUGUGGCGCUCGUGGAACCACACGUGCCGGCCAUCGUGACAUUCAUGAUGCAAGUGGCCUGUGAGGCCGAGCGCACGGACGGGCACAUGUCGGUGAUCGCGGGGCUGACGGGCGACCUGUGCACGGUGUUCGGCCAGCGCGUCCUGCCGCUGCUGGAGACUCGGCCCCUGUUGGACUUGCUGCAGGCCGCUCGACGCUCCCGCACUCCUCGCACCAAGGCACUUGCAAAUUGGGCGACUAAGGAAAUACGCAGACUCAAGCAUCAAACGCCUCUUACUAGCUGAUUUGAACCUGUUCUAAAACUUCUACGUGAAACAAUGCAGCUUGAGAUAAUUUGCCGCUGGUAAACUCAACUGUGUUGGCAGGCAUAUUAUGUCCAUAUUAAUAAGUCGUUAGGUGCAUUUGUUAGAGGCCUGUAUUAUUUCAAUGUAUUGCCAACAUUUUAUAAAGUAGUUAUCUCGUGUUCAUAGGCUUAUAUAGCCUUUAUGAGUAAUUAAUAUUCAAGUAUGUAUUGUACAUCUAUUAUAUUACAUAAUAUAUGAAUAUUUCUCUACUUUAGUAACAUGUUACCAUUACUGUAGCAUAGUAACAUCCAUUGCUUUAUUUUAUUUAAUGAGCAUUGUACCAUGACAAAACAGUCUGUUAAAUUUAUUGUAACCAGUAACAAAGUCAAAAAUGGAUGAAUGUUUAUGAACUAGUAAAAUUGUAUUAUGUUAACUGAUAUUUUGCAUAUAAGAAAAAUGCUAAUAUAAUUUGUAAUGGCUUUUUCUUAAAAUCACCUAGUGAUUUUUGGCCCCAAACAAUGCACUUAGCGUAGCAUUAUUUAAACUUUAAUAUAUGUGCCUGACCAUAAUUUUCCAUAAUUAUUAUCUUAAAGUUGAAGCAUUUUUCCUAUUUGGUAUUAUAAAUACAGACAGUGGCUGUGGUAUCUUUACUUAUGUGAGAUAAAGUGAUAGUUUGAAAGAGAUUGUGUGAAAGGUGACGUAUGUUAUUAUAGGCAUGCACAUGUGCAAGGGAUUAUGAAUUUUAUAAAUUAUUAUUAUGUUUUGUAAGAUGUAUGAAAGAUUUUAUGGAUGGAUAGGAAUGCAUGUGUAGAUGCGUGCAUGAUUAUCUCAGAUAUUUUAUAAACUUAGGCAUUGUCGAUCAUAAUGGAAAUUCGGUAUAUUAAUGUAUGUUUAAGAUUCCGUCGACAUUACUAGAGACUGAAGGACGCCAUAUUGGCGACGAUUCUUUUUUUAUUCAUCGCAAUUCAAGUCAAAUAUGAAAAUAUUUCAUAAAAAGGUAUAGGAAAACGUUUCAUCAAUAAACUUACAUGACGCCCUAUAGAAAUGAACUAGAAAACGAAAUAUUUUGGCACUAUUGUUAGAGUCGCCUGUUAAAAGAAUUUGCUAUAUAAUAAUAUUAGAAGUAUAACUUUGGUUAACCGAUCAUGUAGUGUACCCAAAACUACAUUUCUGGUUAUUUUAUCUCUCACACUAUUUAUUGUAUUGGCCUACUGUCUUAACAUUAACUGUUGGUAUAACUUAAUGUAAUCGUAAUCUUUACAAAUGAUUCUCUAUGGUGUCAAAUGGUUUUUAUAAAGGCUUAGGCAGAUUUACGACAGGUAAGCGACAAAAUAUUCGCGUCACCGGCAAAUGAUGUAAACGGUUGCUUUUAAAAGAUCAACGUUAGAGGCCACUAAAUAGCUAUUAAAAAAUAAUAAGCUUGCCUAUCUCAAAAAUCUCAAUCUUCCUUUGUGAUGAAUAAAAAGUGUCCUUGCCUUCUGAUCUCAAUAUCACAUUAUUGUACAUAUGUAAUUAAAACUUUUUUUUCUUAUGUGUUAAAAUGGCAAAACCUUAAAGACCAAGCAGACCAUUUGUUGAAAUAACACCUAUGGGCUGAUGAUAUUGCCAUAAUAUUGAUGCUUUUCGUUGACCAUAAUGAUAUUCACAAUUAUCAAAUUUCAAAAGGGGUAUCUUCACUAAAUAUUUAUUUUCGUAUCGUAUUGUUUACUUUUAUAAAGUGAUCUUAAAUGCAGUACAUUUUAAAUAAGUAGGCAGAAUGUUUUCUUUAAAUUUUACGUUAAAAAGUUAAAGCCUUACAAGACACUUUUGGCUAUCACAUUCGGCAACGAGCAGGUUUGUUGCCGUUAUCGUGACCUUAUCAUAUCAUAAACACUAUGAGGCCGCCGAUAUCAUGUCGUUGUCGACUAACUCAAAGCUUGACUCAGUUCGAAUUAUAAUGUUGAAAUACAUGACAUGAUAUUAAUUUUGCUGCCUCUGGUACGCGCAAUCGCUUGUUGUUUAUUCAAAUAUCUAUUUUGUCUUACUUUGUCGAUCAAACUUGCUCUUAGACAAAUGUACGAUAACUUAAUCUAACUCGCUGUUAUCAAUGUUUAGUCCAGUUUCAAAACUCGUGACUAAUAUUUUAACCAAUUCGUUCCGUUUUUACGGAUAGAAUUCUUUUUAUACUCUUCUGGUUUAGGACUUAAGUGUGAUAACUUAAGCAUGAAAAUACCCUUAAUGUUAUUUAAUUUCAAUGUUGACUUGUUGAGUGUCUGCUAGUCUGUGAGCAUCACUGAUAGGAUUGAUGUUUGCGCGAAUUAUGCAAGAAUUUACUACGUGAAGUGUGUCAUUAGUACCGAUUACUUGUUUUACUUUAUACAUAAUACAAUAUAUAUUUGAAAAAAAUAUCAUUUGGAUAAAAAUAAAUCAGAAAAAGUAUUCCAAAUGUCAUACAAGUUACGUAUGUACUUAUAUUUAAGUAUGAUAGGAGAAUAUGUGAGGACUAGUGCCAUGCCAUGAAAGGUUCUGAAUUAGAAUCAUAGGCAUCGAGUCAAUGAAUACCACCCACUUUUCCUGCGCGAAUCUAAAAUCAAUUAGUUGUUUUGUUACGGCGUAUAUUUUCAUUCGUUUUGACUAUUACUAUCUGCUACUCUGUAAACUGUUCUAUGGUGAUUAAACUAUUUAGAAGUUAAA